AUGACAGCUCGUGUCCUUAAAGCACCAAGAUACCCGCAGUCAAAUCUCCGGAUAUACCAGGAUAACGGCUCUCUUCUUGCUGAGGAGAAGGACUGGGGAAUCUUCAAAUUGCUGAAGGCCGGCACAGCAGGCAGUACGCUCCGGUCUAGCGGCCGGGCUUCAGUGGGCCCCGGUAACUACAUUGUUCUAGAUAAAGAUCAAACCCCCAUCACCGUUAACUUGACAACCAACUGUGCGCCACGCCGCAUCAGAACCCAUGACACCAGUACCCAACCCCCAGGACCAUCUGGUAGACAAACUACACUCCGCAACAGUCUCCGCCAAAGAGACAGUUGCUGUGCAAUUACCGGGCAGAAUAGGUCAGGCACCUAUGAAGAACCUUUCCUCGGCCUCGAGGCUACGCAUGUAUUCCCUGUGAGCAUGCUAGGAGAAUGGAGAAGAGGUGAAUACCGGCGGUACAUUACCGAUACUCGCCCCGAUAGCGAGAUUGGAGAGACUCGUCUCUAUUCUGCCCAGAAUGGGCUCCUCCUUAGCUCAGACAUUCACACUUGGUUUGAUAAUUUUCGACUAGGAGUGGAUCCUGAUUCUGACUACAAGAUUAUUGUAUUCGGAUCAGAUCCUGCGAGAAUGGGCGGUACUCGUCUCAAAGACUCGGCCCGAAGUGGAACCAACCGUGUGAGUGAUGAUCUCCUUCGUUGGCACCUGCGUAUGUGUGUAUAUCGAAACAUGAAGGCCAAUGCCGAGCCAGAGACAAUCUGGGACGAGGAUCUUGGAGAAGAUCCAAUGGCCAGCAUUCUCAAGCAGCCAGAUGCAGCUGAACGAAUGGAGAUCGAGCUUUUUACACGUUUGGGAGGACUAAUAGCGUGA
Penicillium concentricum is the source of this 867-nucleotide messenger RNA. RefSeq names its product HNH endonuclease signature motif containing protein. The transcript has 5 exons. NCBI's taxonomy places the organism in Eukaryota, Fungi, Ascomycota, Eurotiomycetes, Eurotiales, Aspergillaceae. The record is from RefSeq and is a predicted model, not a curated record. The coding region runs from base 1 to 867 and encodes 288 amino acids.